UUCCAGAUUGAUGGGCCAGAUGGUUCGCCUGGCGAGUCGUUCUCACUGGUGUUCCAAGGCCAGAGAAGAGCACGAGCAACGUUGGAAAUCCAGGUGGUUGACGUGAAUGACAAUGCACCUCAGUUUGUCAACGCACCGGCGGUAAUCAGCGUUCCAGAGAACGACAUGUUCACUGUUGAUAAAGCCAGAUGCGGUGGCAAGGAAUGUACCACCACUUUGCGGUUAGCCAAAGCACUCGACUUUGAAAGUCAACGAAUACAUCAUGUGCUCAUAACGGCUGAAGAUGGUAAUCCGCGAUCGAAUAGAACGCUAUUCACCACGCAUACGAUCACCGUUCAUGUAACAGAUGAGGAUGAGUAA
Molecule: messenger RNA, 360 nt
Organism: Cooperia oncophora
Lineage: Eukaryota; Metazoa; Nematoda; Chromadorea; Rhabditida; Trichostrongylidae
Source: the annotation of a GenBank genome assembly